AUGCGGGCCUUGGCCGGGACGCUGCUGACCUGCGAUGUGGCCGUCAAGCAGAUGAUCUUGGCCAUCGACGAGCGCAUGCCCUGCAUCAUUAUGGACCUGGACGACACGCACAUGCUCGUGAACAGCAAAAUGGUCGAGCAGCUGCGGACGAUGCUCGAGGCCGAGUUUGAGAAAAACACCUAUACCCUAGAUAUCUAA
Malassezia restricta is the source of this 198-nucleotide messenger RNA. RefSeq names its product TFIIH basal transcription factor complex TTD-A subunit. Gene Ontology annotation, biological process: nucleotide-excision repair, preincision complex assembly; transcription initiation at RNA polymerase II promoter; transcription by RNA polymerase II. The record is from RefSeq and is a predicted model, not a curated record. Gene Ontology annotation, cellular component: transcription factor TFIIH core complex; transcription factor TFIIH holo complex. The transcript is spliced from 2 exons. Lineage: Eukaryota; Fungi; Basidiomycota; Malasseziomycetes; Malasseziales; Malasseziaceae. The coding region runs from base 1 to 198 and encodes 65 amino acids.